This is a messenger RNA of Macrosteles quadrilineatus (aster leafhopper), 1260 nucleotides long. RefSeq lists its product as uncharacterized. The transcript is spliced from 2 exons. NCBI's taxonomy places the organism in Eukaryota, Metazoa, Arthropoda, Insecta, Hemiptera, Cicadellidae. The record is from RefSeq and is a predicted model, not a curated record. The coding region runs from base 1 to 1260 and encodes 419 amino acids.
AUGUGCGAACCACCAGCUCAGCCACCAGCUCAGCCACCAAUGCAGCUGCAGCCUACAAAGCUCACAGUCAGUCACAGUUUAAUCAUGGACGUCGAAGAAGCAGGUGCUUUAGCAUAUCUUUUUUUGAAAUUGCGAAAGCGUAAGAAAAAACGUAGUUUUUGGGUUCAUCCGUUUUUAAGAGAUAGAAGUACCAGGGGGACUUUCUUUACUCAAUAUCAGGACCUUAGGAAUAACCCUGACAAGUUUUACACAUAUUCAAGAAUGAGUGUUUCAAGUUUUGACGAACUCCUGGGACGUGUGGAAGAGAAAAUAUCAGGACAAUCAACGAGACUGCGGGACAGCAUACCUCCAGAGGAGAAACUAUUGCUAACUUUGAGUUAUUUGGGAAGCGGUGUUACAAUGACUCAACUUCACAUUUACUAUCGUCUAGGGUUAUCCACAAUAUCGUGUAUCAUAAGAGAAGUAACAAAGGAAAUAUGGAUAUCAUUGAAAAAUGAAUGUAUUCCUGUGAUCACUGCAGAACAGUGGAAGUGCAUUUCGAACGACUUUGAAUCUGUAACCAACUAUCCAAACUGUGUAGGGGCCCUGGACGGUAAACAUGUUCGGUUGACCAAACCGUGGAACAGUGGGUCAAUGUAUUACAAUUACAAAAACUAUUUCUCAGUUGUUUUGCUAGCUAUGUGUGAUGCUAACUAUCAGUUUACUUUUAUUGAUGCCGGGGCUUACGGGAAGGAGAGUGAUUCCAGCGUUUUCAAGAAAAGUGCUCUUCACGCUGCAUUAAAGAACAAAACAUUCCAGUUACCAGAAGCCCAACCAAUAAGUGAGUCAUCAUCUGCCUUGCCAUACGUGAUAGUUGCAGAUGAAGCGUUUGCAUUAUCAAAUCACAUCAUGCGACCUUUUCCAAGAAAGUCAUUAACAAGAAGAAAAAAGGUGUACAACUAUCGUCACUCAAGGGCACGUAGAAUGAUAGAGUGCUCUUUUGGUUUACUAAGUAAUAAAUGGCAGAUCUUUCAUCGUGCCAUGAACGUGGAUGUAUCACUAGCUGAAGAUAUAAUCAAAGCUUGUUGCAUUCUCCAUAAUUUUGUAAGAAAAAGAGAAGGCUAUAAUUUUGAAGAAACAUUAAAUGUGACCGGCUUUCAUGAACUUGAGGUAGACGUUGAAAGUAGGGGAACUAAAGAAGCUUUGACAGUGAGGGACAAAUUUGCUGAGUAUUUUGACAGCCCUGAAGGUGCUUUGGAAUGGCAGUACCGUGUUAUUUGA